AAAUGAUAGCCACGGUUUCUGAAACAGCAUCGCUAUUACACAACGUUUAUUUCGAUCCACAUGUGUUGUUGGGGAAAGCCAGUCUUGAAAUAGUGACAGGUAUCUCGAUGACAUGCAGAAGGAAUGUUACACACACAAAAAAAGAAAAGAAAAAAAGUGGGGAAUGGUGGUCGGGGGUGGACGGGAGUAAGGAAGCCAGAAUAUUGGAAGGUUGUUAAUUUAACAUGACCGUUAUUUAAAGGAUCUUAAUUUAACAUCAUUACCAUCACCAUCAUCACCAUCGUUAUCAUUAUUCUCAUCAUAUAUCUUCAUUAAAGUGGUCGCUCGACCUGCUAGAAAUAGCGGUCAGAGCUUACCCUACAGCUUUAUAAAAAAAAUACAAAAACGAAGGUAACAUUAGAUAGUGUAGUCCAAAUUACACUAUUUCUGAAUAUAUGGGGGUGCUCACGGCUGGAAUAUCUUUAAACUUAAGUUUGUUCGAUCAAGACUGACCUAGGGCUAUAUGACAACGUUAUCAUCAUCAUCGUCGUGGUCGUAGUGCUCUUAUAACAGGAUAGGAAGAGGAGAUACUAUGGAGACUGACGGACAAAACAGGGCACACGGAGCAGAAAAGUGAGAAAAGGAGGAGAUGGAAGGGUAGAAGCAGAAUAAGGGAGCCGAGCAGGCGAAGGGGGAGGAGUAUAAUUAGUGAGAGAGAGAGAGAAAGAGAGAAAGAAAGAGGGGGAGAGAGAGAGAGUCUGUAAGAUAGUUAUAGCUACAGAGAGUGGUGUGUGUAAAAGCAGGCAGAGAAAGCUCAAGUUGGAGGAAAAAUAAUUUGCUGGAGAGAGAAAAAAAACACACGGAUAAGGAAAUCAAUAGAUAAAAAAUAUAUAAAAACAUCUACGUCCAUCGCCUUUUUUCGGUGUCUGAGGAAUCAUCUGUAACGUUUGUUUAUUGUCAAGGGUGUGUGUAGAAAUGGCAGAUGUGGCAGCAGAACAGGCCAGCAGUGGCCACCAGUCAGAGAAAAGGAAGCGUGGACGACCUCGAAAACUUAAGACAGAUCAGUCUGAAGAACCAAAACCGAAGAGAGCACGGGGUCGACCGAAAGGAAGUAAAAACAAGAAACCUUCUAAGUUUCAGGAAAUUUUGAGGCCUGUAAAGUACAAGGCAUUGCUUAAGGUUCAGAAAAACAAAACUGUUUCUAAGAAGUCUCUACAUAAAUGGUCAAAAAGAAUGAUUCAUGAUCUUCAGGCAAAUCCUACCCAACUCCAAAACGUUCAAACUGAUAGUUCAAAUAACCCUAAUAGGGUAAAUAAUAAAUUUGCCAAUUCAAAAAACAACGGUUUGAAGAAAAUGAAGAAUUCUGUGAUGCCUCAAAAUUCGUCUAAAUGUAAGACCAAUCAAGGUUCAGUUAUUUCUAAUCACAGUAAGAAAAGACCUGAAGUCACUGUCCCAAGAAAAAUUAAAACAUCAAUGAACAGCAAAUGUCAAGUAGAUAAGAAAUGUGACCCGACAAAAAUGAAUUCUAAAUCUAUACAUUUUCCAAACAACAAUCAGGGUCAGAGAAUCCUAUCCAGUCGUAAGAACUCUGCCAUAACGAAGCAGCUUCAAACUCCUGUUAAUUACAGAAGGAAAAGUUGUGGGUUAUGUGAUCAAUCAUCAGUUCGUAGACAUAAAGCUACAUCCAAACGCUUUUGCAGUGACCCAUCGUCAUACAAAUGCAGCCGGUCGUUACCAACUCUGAGGAGAUCUCAACGGAUAAGAACUAUUUGUGAUAAAUUUUCAAAUUCAACCAUCAGUAGUGAAAACUCGCCACCAUCUUCUGCAGUUUAUUAUUCUUCGCCUGGAUUUUUAGUGCCAUUACGAAGGCGCCGGUCUUCUAAAACUGCUCAUUCCACUCAGACACAGCUUCGGAAUGUUUCUCAACCCUGUUCUUCACAUCAUUCCCCUGCUGCUGUUAAUAGCACUACUAGUCUUUCCUCUCAUACCACUGGUACUACUACCACUACUAUUACUACUACUACUACUACCACAGGUCUUUCUUCUCCUGCCGCUGCACCUCCUUCUUCUACUGCUUCUUCCCCUCCAUCUUCUGUAUUGUCUGCUUCUACUAACAAUUUACAUCACCUCUCUUCUUUAUCACAAUCUACACCCAAGGAUUUUCCAUUUGAGUGCCAAGCUGGUGGUUUCACACCAGCUAAUCAGUCUAAAGACAUGACAGAUGCUGUACACAUAGUUAGACCUUGCGGUCAACUUUCUCCUAACAACUGUUCAAUGAAAAUGUUGAAGUGUCACCGGUUGCGCCACAUGGCACCAGGAUCAGGAGAUGUGGCAGCAACUAGCGUAGUUUGCAGACACCACUGUUCCGCUGCCAGACACUUGGACAACAAAUGUCAUAACAUGCAUAUGAAUACACAACCAUGCCUUCCAAACAUCAGAUCAGCUGUUCAAGUGGCUGCUUCUAUGAUUUCGUCAAGAAUUACCGACAAGAGCGUCAGCAUCUAUAACCAUUCUUUAGGAAAACAAUCUGGAAGUGUGUGCCAAUCUUACGAACAACUCAAUAUUGUACUGAGUCCAUUUGAAAAACAGAUUUUCGAACUGCACCGACAAGAACAUGAACAAAGAAUGGCAAUGGAAGAAGAGCGACAUCAAAUGAAAAUGGAUCUCAUGCGAUUGAAGAAAAAGGCUUUAGAGAGUAAACUAAAACUAAAGAAUUAAUCUAUGCAAUUCUGUUGUAGAACUACAGCAAAGGGGCUUGAAGAAGAAUUUACUGGCAUGUUUUUUAAUUAAGUACCUGUCUGUGUGUAUGUGUGUGUGCAUACUUGUGGAUGUUAGUCUGUGUGUGUUUACAUGUUUAUAAUAUUUAGUAUGUGUGAAUUGUUUCUGUUUGUUAAUGUUUUACUAAUCUGGUAUUAACUAAUUACAGUAUUCUCUCCACUCAUUAAUACUAAUUUCUUUUCAUCAACUCACAUCACUAAUAUGAUUUAUAUUUCAUUCGUCUGUUAUCACUUUCAUCUCUUAUUGUAAAUUCAUUCUCUUCACUGUUUCUCUUGGGUUUUACAGUGUAAAGGUAAUAAGCUUUCUAUUUAGUUUAUGUCAUUUCCAGUUGAUUUGAAUUCUCUCAUCUAUGUUAACCCAGAAAACUGUUUCAAAUGCUAGUGUUUAUUUUUGUUGUUGCUGUUACUAGUGCCAGUCCAACCCUAAUGGAACAGACUUAUAAUCAAAGAUGUUCCAGCUGUGACCACUGCAUCUUAUUAUAUAUUCAGACAGUGUAUCUACGGCUAUAUUCCCAUGUAUCCUUCCUUUUUAAGAUCGGUAGAGUGUGACUUGAGAGAUAUUUGGCUGGCAUUUCUUGCAGGCUGAGCGAUCAUGUAAAGGCUCUUAUAUUGUCUUGAUAAUGAUAAUAAGAAUGUUUUAUUUCUUUUGUAGCUAAUCUAUCUAUCUCUACACAGCAGUCGCAAUAUACUGCACAAUCUUGUUAUCCAAACAUUUUACUGAUGUCAUGUCAAAAAGGUCAUUUUACCUUCUUUUGGUAAAAUAGUAAUUAGUUUUUACAAUGAGAUAGGGUGCUAGUCUAGUGCUGGGGUUGAUAUAUUUGGCUAAAUCCAUCCUCUAAAUAUCAGCCUAAAAAACAUUCAAGUAAGGUCGUUGCCAGUGCCACUGGACUGGCCCAUGCACAGGUGGCACAUAAAAAGCACCAUUUGAGCAUGGCCGCUGCUAGUACUGCCUGACUGGCUCUCGUGCCAGUGGCACAUAAAAGCAC
This is a messenger RNA of Octopus sinensis (East Asian common octopus), 3742 nucleotides long. Its product is annotated as probable serine/threonine-protein kinase dyrk2. The transcript has 3 exons. Gene Ontology annotation, cellular component: chromatin; nucleus. Lineage: Eukaryota; Metazoa; Mollusca; Cephalopoda; Octopoda; Octopodidae. Bases 955 to 2697 code for a protein of 580 amino acids. Gene Ontology annotation, biological process: regulation of DNA-templated transcription. Gene Ontology annotation, molecular function: DNA binding. The record is from RefSeq and is a predicted model, not a curated record.